Molecule: messenger RNA, 660 nt
Organism: Mesorhabditis spiculigera
Lineage: Eukaryota; Metazoa; Nematoda; Chromadorea; Rhabditida; Rhabditidae
Source: the annotation of a GenBank genome assembly
AUGGCCGUCGCGCUCGACGUCGACGAUCUAAUCUGCCGCGUGCUGAACGUGGGCACACCAGGCUGCGCGUUGACGCAAAACGUCAAGGAGAUCGAGCUCGUCCAACUGUGCAUUUUGGCAAGGGAAGUCCUCCUCGCCCAGGGCUCACUCGUUGAAAUCGAGCCGAACGUGAAGAUCUGCGGCGACGUGCACGGGCAGUACUCGGACGUGUUGCGCAUCUUCGACAAGGGCGGCUUCCCGCCGACCGCGAACUACCUGUUCCUUGGCGAUUACGUGCGCUUCCCCGGCAACUUCUUCAUACUACGCGGCAACCACGAGUGCGCGAGCAUCAACCGCGUCUACGGCUUCUACGAGGAGUGCACCCGACGGGUUUCAAAGGCGAGCCAACGCGGCGUGUCCUUCGUGUUCGGGCCGGAUGUGAUGGGGGAGAUGCUGCAGGCGCUCGACAUUGACCUCGUCGCCCGGGCCCACCAGGUCGUCCAGGACGGCUACGAGUUUUUCGCCAACCGCAAGCUGGUGACCCUGUUUGCGUCGCCGCAUUACUGUGGUCAGUUCGACAACGCGGCGGCGAUCAUGAACGUCGACGAGAAGCUCGUCUGCUCUUUUCAAGUGCUGACCCCGUCGUACAAAGUGGUGAAGGAUCGGCAACGGAAGUGCACA